Darwinula stevensoni is the source of this 1365-nucleotide messenger RNA. Lineage: Eukaryota; Metazoa; Arthropoda; Ostracoda; Podocopida; Darwinulidae. The record is from the annotation of a GenBank genome assembly.
AUGCUUCUCGCCGGUGCCGUAGGAGACGUGGGGUCGGCCUUCUGGUUGAGUCAGGAAGCCCUUCGAGCGGCGUUCCACCACUACCAGAUGCACGGGAGCACGGGCGAGGACGGACUGGGUCGGCUGCUGCUGAGGGAUCUCUGUCUCAACGGGAUGAAGGAGGUGGUGGAGUGGAGCGUCGGGGCGAGCAAGGAGGAGGUGGCGAGGUUGGCGCCGGCGGUGUUCGAGGCGGCGGGGAGGGGGGAGAAGGAGGCGGUGGAGAUCGUGGAGAGGGGGGCGGAGAGGACUGCCGGUUACGUGGGGGUGGCGGCGAGGAGGAUGGGGGAGGGGAGGCCGAGGGUGUUCCUGCAGGGGAGCGUCUUUCUCCGGCAGUCCGUGUACGUGAGGGAGUUCGAGAGGAGGUUGAAGAAGGUCUGUCCCGAUGCGGUGGUGGAGGUGUGUCGUCGGGCGGGGGCCGAAGGGGCGGCGCUGCUGGCGCUAGGCAGGGACGUCGCGAUCGAGGAGGAGGAGGAGGUGAUGGAGAUGGAGGAAAUGGCUCGGGCUCUGACGGAGCAGCGGAAUCCGAGAUCCACCGACAUCGACACGAUGACCCCGGAGGAACUGGUGGAGGUGUUCAUCCGGGAGGAGGAUUCCAUCCGGAAGGCCCUGCCCCGAGCGGCGAAUCUCCUCGGCCGGGCCGUCCGCAUCGUCACCGCGAGUCUGAGAAACGGCGGGCGGCUGUUCUACGUCGGUGCGGGGACGAGCGGGAGGCUGGGGAUGCUGGACGCGUCCGAGAUCCCGCCCACCUUCGGGGAGCCGCCCGAGACCGUCCAGGGAAUCAUGGCGGGUGGGGUAAGGGCUCUGUAUCGGAGCGUGGAGGGGGCCGAGGAUCGACCCGAGGACGGGGCCGAGGCCGUCGUCGACAGGGGGGUCGGACCGGGCGAUGUCGUCUGCGGGAUCACGGCCAGCGGACGGACUCCGUUCGUCUUCGGGGCACUGGAACGAGCGACCGAGAUCGGGUGCAAGACGAUUCUCAUCACGUGCAACGAGAAUCGGGUCCGGAGAACGGAGUGCGACGUGGAGAUCGACAUCCCGACCGGACCCGAACUGAUCACCGGCUCCACGAGGCUCAAAGCCGGCACGGCGACCAAGAUCUGCCUCAACAUCAUCACGACCGGUGCCAUGAUCCAACUGGGCAAGGUCAAGUCCAACCUGAUGGUGAGUCUCCAGGCGACCAACACGAAGCUGCAGGACCGCGCGAGUCGCCUUCUGGCAAAGGAACGCGACUGGACGUAUCGCGAAGCGCGUGCUGCCCUGGAGGCAUCCGGCUGGGAUCUCGGCGCCCUCCUGGAAACUUCCACUCGUGGUUCUCGAGGCUCGCACUAG